Molecule: messenger RNA, 1866 nt
Organism: Quercus robur (English oak)
Lineage: Eukaryota; Viridiplantae; Streptophyta; Magnoliopsida; Fagales; Fagaceae
Product: protein NRT1/ PTR FAMILY 2.7-like
Exons: 4
Coding region: 54-1748 (564 amino acids)
Biological process (GO): transmembrane transport
Cellular component (GO): plasma membrane
Molecular function (GO): transmembrane transporter activity
Source: RefSeq, a predicted model, not a curated record
AAGUCUUCUGCACAAUAUCUUUAGCUCAAAUAUAGUUUAGAGAGAAAGAAAGAAUGGAAUCACUACACUUUGAAGAAGGUGCACAACAACAAGAAGCAUCUAAUAAUAAUGACUCCAAGAGAGGAGGCUGGGUUACUUUCCCCUUCAUUAUAGGAAGUCAUAUGAGUCUUACUCUUGUAGCUGGUGGGUGGGCAUCGAACUUGUUAGUGUAUCUAAUAACAGAGUAUAACAUUAAAAGCAUAGCAGCUACAAAAAUACUCAACGUUGCCUUUGGUUGCAGCUUUCUCUUUCCUAUUGCUGCUGCCAUCAUCUCCGACUCUUUCUCUGGCUCUUUCCCUGUCGUUUCCAUCUUCGCCUUUGUUUCCUUGCUGGGUAUGAUCAUGUUCACCCUCACGGCUGUAAUACAUUCCUUGAGGCCACCUCAAUGUGUAAUUGGCUCAUACCCAUGUGAAACCCCAUCAAAUUUUCAAUAUGCAGUCAUCUACAUGACCUUAUUGCUGGCUUCACUAGGAGUUGGAGGCACACGCUUCACAAUUGCAACUAUGGGAGCUGAACAAUUUGACAAGGCCAAUGAUCAAGGAAUUUUCUUUAAUUGGUAUUAUUUAACCUUGUACAUUGCUAAUGCAAUUAGCUUCAGUGCCAUUGUUUAUAUCCAAGACAAUGUGAGUUGGGGGUUAGGAUUUGGAAUAUGUGCCAUUGCAAAUGUCAUUGGCUUAGCCGUAUUUAUAAUGGGAAAGAAAUUUUAUUGCCAAGUUAAGUCAAAAGGAAGCCCUUUCACAAGCAUAGCCCGUGUCAUGGUUGCAGCUAUUCGGAAAAGGAAUAUACUGAGAUCUUUUGGAAGCCAUAACUAUUAUUUUGGAACCACCGAGGCGUUAAAAAUGGAAGAUGAUGCAUCAAUGAAAAGUUUAAGGUUCUUGAAUCGUGCAGCUUUGAUAACUGAAGAUGACAAACAAUUAGAUGGCUAUUACGCAAGAUCAUGGAGAUUGUGUACCAUGGAAGAAGUGGAAGCCCUCAAAACCCUGAUAAAACUUAUCCCAUUAUGGUCUACUGGCAUUUUUUUAAGUAUUUCAAUAGGUGUUUCUAGUAGCCUCAUAACCCUCCAAGCCUUAACCCUGAAUCGACACAUUGGGCCACAUUUCAAAUUCCCAGCUGGGUCAUUCCUACUCUUCAACUUUUUAGCUACAGCAAUCUCAAUCUUCAUUGUUGAUCGUUUCUUCACUCCCAUGUGGCGAAAUCUAACCCAUCGACCUUUGACACCAAUCCAACGAAUUGGAAUUGGACAUGUAAUCAAUAUCCUUAGUUUGGUGGGAUAUGCCUUAAUUGAAAUUCGAAGACUCCAUGUGGUUCGAACUCACAGCCACGCUAACCAACCUAGUUUGGUUGUGCCCAUGUCGGCAUUUUGGCUUGUGGUGCCACUAGCCAUUGUGGGUAUUGGAGAGGGGUUUCAUUUACCAGGAUCAGUUGCAUUAUAUUAUCAAGAAUUUCCAAUAUCACUAAAAAGUAUGUCCACUGCUAUGAUCUCAUUAUUACUCGCAAUUGGGUUUUUUCUAAGCUCAGCUAUAAUUGAUUUGGUAAAGCGAACCACUAUAUGGUUGCCUGAUGAUAUUAAUGUUGGAAGAGUGGACAAAGUGUAUUGGAUGUUGACAGUGAUAGGAGUGGUGAAUUUUGGCUACUAUAUAAUUUGUGCCAAGUUGUUCAAAUACCAAAAUAUUGAGGAACAUGAUGGAGAUUCAAGGUCUGCUCUCUAAAAUUGGGAAGAUAAAUUGAGUGUUUUUAUAAGUUGGUUUACUUACUCUAUGUGUGAAGGAAGGAAAUUUGUGCCAUUUUAGAGUUUAAUAAAUAGUUGUUUGAGAUGAAGUUGGUUUA